Amoebophrya sp. A25 is the source of this 462-nucleotide messenger RNA. NCBI's taxonomy places the organism in Eukaryota, Dinophyceae, Syndiniales, Amoebophryaceae. The record is from the annotation of a GenBank genome assembly.
AUCACGAUUAUGGCAGCUGCAAUGAAUUAGCUAUCCUGUUAAGCAUCGCCUUUGGCUUCUUUUUCAGCUAAGCAAAAGCCAAGGGGAUGGCUUCAAGGAUGCGCUCCUGCGGUAGCUCUAACACAUCCACAGCAACAGCGACCGAAACAACAACGACGACCGAAACGACAUCGACAACUUCUACCGAAACAGCGACAUAUACAUCGACGACAAGCACGCUCACGAUGACAGAAACUAGUACGAUAACAAAUACCACGACCACUUUUACGGCCGCGACGGAAGUAUGAGUACGUAUUUCACUCUAGAUGAUAGAAAUAAUCUUGAACUUCAAUUUUGUCCACUAUUUUUUCGGACAAUCGCAAAGAAUCUUCUUUUCACCUUUUUCUAAGCCUCCGACCCCAGCGCCAACGUCCUCUGAGGCUUCAAAAUCCGGAGCAGCUUCAAGUACGUCCACAACCUUAG